AUGGAAAUAUUAAGUUUCAUCGGAAUAAUUAUCUUUUUAUAUAUUAUACAUUUUUACUUUCGUUAUUAUACCCGUCCAAACCCUCUUCCUGGACCAUUUCCAUUGCCAUUUAUUGGUACAAUUCUUCAAAUUGGGUUAAACCCUCGUAAAUGGGCUGAAAAAAAUUUAGAUGAUUCUAUUGAUAUGUGGGAGUUUUAUGUUGGCCCUUUUCGGGUUGUAAUCGUCUGUGAUGCAAAAUAUGUUGAUAAAAUAUAUUUAUCAUAUCGUGAUACGAAUAGAUUAUACCGUGAAUCUAAAUUUUCUAAUCGUAAAAUUGCUGCUUAUGAUGAAUUUGGAAUAUCAAAGGGUGUAAUAUUUAAUGGUGUUUUCCAUAAAUGGAAACGACUCCGGCAAUUUGUUACAAAAGUUUUAAUGUCAAAAAAGUACCAUUAUGGGUUCAUAAAUAGUGUUCAAGAAAUAUUUAAGGAAUAUGAAAAUCAAUGGGAUAAAAAUGACGUUGUAACCUUAGAUAUUUCCAGUUGGGUAUCUUAUUAUAAAACAAAAUUAACAAUCACAACUGUUAUUGGACAACCAUUAUAUAAUUUAUCAUCAUUUGAGUCAAUUUCCAAGGCUGCAUCUGAAUAUAUUGCAAUGAUGCUUUUCGUAAUCCUUAUACCAAAAUUUAUUAGCAGAAUUGUUAUGUCAAUUGGAUUUCGUAACAUGAAAAAAAGCUCUAUUUUUUUGAAUGGUACAAUGCAUGAAAUAAUUCUAAAACGCAGGAAUGAGAUUAAGAAUGGAUCACCAACGAAUUUUAAUUUACUGGACCUAUUGUUGAUUUCUAACUCAUCAAAUGAUUCUGACGAAUAUAUAGAGGGUGAAAAACCUAUGGAUGAUGAUGAAAUUGAGAUCAAUCUUGUUGAAAUUACUGCUGUUUCUAUCGAUACGACCAGCUCUACAUUUUGUUUCAUCAUUUAUAACGUUGCCAAAAAUCCUUCAAUUUAUAAAAAACUUCGUGCUCAAAUUCUUGAAGUAUUUGGCUCAAAUACAAAUUCAAUGGUCACUUAUGAAGAUCUUGAAAGGUGUUAUUAUAUAGAUGCAUUGAUUAAAGAAACCUUACGUCAUUCAAAUCCAGCUCCAUACGUUUUACGUGUACUUGAUGGUUAUGAAAGCACAGAUAAAAUUCAUUGGCCAUCUGGAACAUGGUUCUUUGUUGAUAAUCACCGAAUAAUGAAUAAUUCUAAUUAUUGGAAUGAACCAACGUACUUUAAUCCCGAUAGAUUUCUUAGUAAAGAACAUGGAGGUACUGAUGAAUUUAAUAAUAUAUGUAAGAAUGGAUAUUGA
This is a messenger RNA of Dentiscutata erythropus, 1320 nucleotides long. The record is from the annotation of a GenBank genome assembly. NCBI's taxonomy places the organism in Eukaryota, Fungi, Glomeromycota, Glomeromycetes, Diversisporales, Gigasporaceae.